CCCCCCCCGAGCACGAUGCCGCGCAGGAAUGUGAAAGGCUCCCGCCCGCCGCCAUUUUCUUUCUUUCUUGGCAGGCAGCGAGCGGGGCAGGAAGCGGCGGCGGCGCGAGCAUGGCGGACUACUCCACGGUGCCCCCUCCUGCCUCGGGCGCGCCCGGCGGAGGCGGCGGCGGCGGCGGCGGAGUGAACGAUGCCUUUAAAGACGCGCUGCAGCGGGCGAGACAGAUUGCAGCAAAAAUUGGAGGAGAUGCUGGCACGUCAAUGAAUUCAAACGACUACGGUUAUGGAGGACAGAAAAGACCUCUUGAGGACGGAGAUCAACCAGAUGCUAAGAAAGUUGCUCCUCAGAAUGACUCUUUCGGAAAUCAACUACCACCAAUGCAUCAACAACAGAGGUCUGUGAUGACAGAAGAGUACAAAGUUCCAGAUGGAAUGGUUGGAUUUAUAAUUGGCAGAGGUGGAGAACAGAUCUCGCGCAUACAGCAAGAGUCUGGAUGUAAAAUACAGAUCGCGCCUGAUAGUGGAGGCCUGCCUGAAAGAUCUUGUAUGCUAACUGGAACACCAGAGUCUGUUCAGUCAGCAAAAAGAUUACUUGAUCAGAUAGUUGAAAAGGGACGACCUGCACCUGGCUUUCAUCAUGGUGAUGGACCUGGGAAUGCAGUCCAAGAAAUUAUGAUUCCAGCAAGUAAAGCAGGAUUAGUUAUUGGGAAAGGUGGAGAGACAAUUAAGCAAUUACAGGAGCGAGCAGGUGUCAAAAUGGUCAUGAUUCAAGAUGGUCCACAGAAUACUGGUGCAGACAAGCCCCUUAGGAUAACUGGAGAUCCUUAUAAAGUGCAACAAGCCAAGGAAAUGGUGCUGGAGUUAAUUCGCGAUCAAGGUGGCUUUAGAGAGGUGCGCAACGAGUAUGGGUCAAGAAUAGGAGGAAAUGAAGGGAUAGACGUUCCAAUACCACGGUUUGCUGUAGGUAUUGUAAUUGGAAGAAAUGGAGAGAUGAUAAAAAAAAUACAGAAUGAUGCUGGUGUUAGGAUCCAAUUUAAGCCAGAUGAUGGAACAACUCCAGAUAGAAUAGCCCAGAUCACAGGGCCUCCAGAUAGAUGUCAACAUGCUGCAGAAAUUAUUACAGAUCUUCUUCGAAGUGUUCAGGCUGGUAACCCUGGUGGACCAGGGCCUGGUGGUCGAGGAAGGGGUAGAGGCCAAGGCAACUGGAACAUGGGACCUCCUGGUGGAUUACAGGAAUUCAAUUUUAUUGUUCCCACUGGCAAAACUGGAUUAAUCAUUGGCAAAGGUGGUGAAACUAUCAAAAGUAUAAGCCAGCAAUCUGGUGCUAGAAUAGAACUUCAGAGAAAUCCUCCACCUAACGCAGAUCCAAACAUGAAGAUGUUUACUAUCCGUGGAACACCUCAGCAAAUAGAUUACGCACGACAACUUAUAGAAGAAAAGAUUGGAGGUCCAGUUAAUCCCUUGGGUCCACCAGUUCCUCAUGGACCCCAUGGAGUUGUUCCUGGACCACAUGGGCCUCCUGGUCCCCCAGGCCCUGGUGCUCCUAUGGGACCAUAUAACCCUGCUCCUUACAAUCCAGGGCCCCCUGGUCCUGCACCUCAUGGUCCUCCAGCCCCAUAUGCUCCACAAGGAUGGGGAAAUGCUUAUCCACACUGGCAACCACCAAAUCCACCAGAUCCAGGUAAGCCGGGUACAGAUCCCAAUUCAGCUGCGUGGGCAGCUUAUUAUGCUCACUAUUAUCAGCAACAAGCACAGCCACCGCCCGCGGCCCCUCCUGGUGGACCAGCCACAACCCAAACUAAUGGACAAGGAGAUCAGCCGAAUCCAGCACCAGCGGGGCAGGUUGACUAUACCAAGGCAUGGGAAGAGUACUACAAGAAAAUGGGUCAAGCGGUUCCCGCGCCCACCGGGGCGCCGCCGGGGGGCCAGCCCGACUACAGCGCCGCGUGGGCCGAGUACUACCGGCAGCAGGCAGCCUACUACGCGCAGACGAGCCCGCAGGGAAUGCCGCAGCACCCCCCCGCGCCACAGGGCCAAUAAUAAGAAGUGGACAAUACAGUAUUUGCUUCAUUGUGUGGGGGAAAAAACCUUUGUUAAAUGUAUGGAUGCAGAACGCCUUGAUGAAGAUCUUAAUUUUGUUUGGUUAAAAAAAAUAGUGUUUUUGAAAAUGUACAAAAUAUCUAUCACUACUGAUAGGAGGUAAUAUUUCUGUGUAGAAAUGAAAAAUGGUUUGUUUUUAGUAUUAGUGUAGAUGUACACAUUCCAGCAAAUGUAUUUGCAAUUAUUAUGUGGUCAAUGCUUUGUGAUAUAAAUGUACUUUUUCAAUGUAUACUUUAUCACUUUUAAAAUGCCUGUUUUGUGCUUUACAAUAAAUAAUAUGAAACCUCCUGUGUCGGUAAGUUGGAUAUGUGGGUACGUAAAGACGUAUAGGAUUGAUUUGCAAUGCUGAAUGAAGAUACCUGUACACAAAUGAGGUUCUUUGGUUUUGUUUUUCCCUCCCCCUCCAUGAAAUCUUGUUGGGUUUAAAAACAUGUUGUUAGUCUGUUUUUCCCCUCUUGCAGAAUAGCUGUAGCUGGAGGUUCUCUUUCAUUCAUUGUAUUUUUGCUGCCUAGCACCAGUAAUCUUGAUACCUUAAUUUUCUUUCUAUUUGAUUAAAAGCUGCAUGUGUUUAAGAAGGUGAUCUUUUGGCAUACUUCCAUUGCAUUAACAGUGAAAUUUCCUUUUAUACAUAACCACUAUUUGAGACUUGUACAGCUGCUAUAACAGUUUAUUUUUGCUCUUAAUUGAAUAUUUGACUUCAAAACUGUUCCUGCAUAACUAUUUUGAAGGAUUUUUUCAGACUAGUUAUAAAUCUUAUUUUAAGUGUUUGUGCUUAAGCCUUCAGUUUAAAGUAGUUGACUUCACAGGUCAGUGCAGAAGGGUCAAUGUGGUAUGCAUAGCAGUUAAAAAAAAAAAUUGCAUCUGUUCUUGAAACGCUGUUUUGUUUGAGUGUUGGGGAGCGGUUGAGAACUUCUUGCAGAGCAGAUAACUUUGGUUUCGUAAAUACUCAAGACCAGUCUUUGAAUCAAAUGACUUUUUUAAAUAUACCUGAACCUUCUUAUUACGCUAAUGCUCAUGCUCAAAAAUCUGAUUCUCUUGAAAUCCUAUGUUUGCUCUUUGCAUAUUUAUUGGCUCUUUGCAUAUAUUAGACUACAUGCAAUACAGUCUGUCUUGCCAUUGUCUGUUGAAGUGCAGGUUUGAUCCAGCCAGUAUAGAACUAGCUCUAUAGGGGUGAGGAGGACUGUGCUGUGUAUCAUCCUUGAUUGUUCCUUCAAGGAGCAUUGCACUGUAAGUACAUCAGAAUGACAAAUUGAUGAACUGCAACAGUAUCUUUUUGUCAAUGUUCCACAUAAUGAAAAUGCCAUACUUGUGUGAAUAUUAUGUUGGAAUACAGUGCUGAUUAUCUUAGGAAAUCGUAAUUGCUUCUUAAUUCAGAAACAUAGGUGURCCAUUUAUACAUAUAUAUAUAUUUACACACACAAUGCGAGCUUUGUGGGUAAGUAUUCUUGAAACGUUUAGCAAUAGCUAAAGAAAAUCAUGUUUCUGUUUGUCUGAGUAAUAGUCUCUUGUUCAUUAGUGCACCUGAGACAGAGCUAUAAUAUUCAGUUUGUUUAAGUAUGUUAUGGUUACAUUGAAGUCUCUUGGAACCACUUGUCAGACAGGAGCUGUUUGUCUUCAGUUAGUUUGCAGAUACGUAGUGCUGUAGGCCUGUUUUUGCAAAAUAACUUUGUAACUGUUACUUGCUUUAUCUUUUGGAAUAUCAUUUUGUUGCUUUGAGAAUGAACUUUUUUUUUAGUGUGGCUACACAGAGAACAAAAAGUUAAGGUUGAAAUUGAAAGUAGUUUUAUGCAGGUAUUUAGCAAUGUAUGCAUUGUGCUGUAGAUGUAGAAAGAAAGAAUUAUUUUUAUCCCUUGAAAAUUAGGAAUUGUUCUGGUAGUUUUAAACAAGGCUAGGAUGGUAUUUGCUAUCUUUAGUAUAGGGUAUGAAGUUUAAUAGUUCAGAUAUUUUUGCAUGGUAUUCUGUAGAUAAUCUUGUAGAAUGGUGCAUAUAUUAUGUACUAAACUGAGCAGAAUUUAAAUUCAUUGGAUUCUUUAUCAUUCACAAAAUGGAGGCUGUUGAUUUUGAUUCAUUUAAAGUAUAAAAUCUUAUUAAUUGCAAACAGUGCAAUUAUUUAUACUUCACAGUGCCUUCCCAGACCUUCCACCUUAGGUUCUGCUGCAAAAAAGCAACAGGUAAGCACAACCUAAGGAAGUAUAUAAAUUAAUAUAUUUCAGUACAUUAAUGUUGUCCCUGUGAGAUCUUUGUGGUUGUGUAUUGAAAAGCAAUCAGCUGCUUUCCCCAAAUGCAUUGUUACUCACGGUUCCAUUUCAGUUGGAAGUCGUUAAGUUUUCAAGCAAGUGUUUAUAUUUCUAGGUAAAUAUGUAUCUUUUUUUAGGAAAGUUGAUUAGAUUGCAGUAAUUAAACUUAAUCAAAAUAAGUAAUUUUUGUUACUUUUUGACAAAUAGCUACUUGUUGCAAUUAAAGAAUCAAAAAGUUAAAAAUAUGUAGGAAUUACUUUGGUUAGAAACGUCAACAGCCUUCAGAAAUGUUUUUCUAUAUUGUAGGGUGCUAUUCCCUCUAAACGAGUAAGGCAUAGUUAUAAAGAACAUAACUUGUUAUCACUGAACUUGAUGACUUGUCUUACAGUUAUAGUGUGUUAGUGGAAUCUUUAGAUAAUUUUGUUUGCUUAUUCAUACUUGACACUGUAGGAAAAUAGAUUCUAGAACUUUGCAGAUGAGUAUGACUUAUUUGAAAAAGCAUGUGCACCAAUUAAAUGUUAACAGUACAGCAGAUAAUAUUUUAAUAUCUAUAUAGCAGUUAGCGUUUCCUGUUUCUUGAUAUUUUUAACUGAAUUGCUGUAUAUUUUGCCAGUUUAAAAGUGUUUGUAUGUCUUAUAGAUGGUCUGGUACAGUUCUUUUUAGUUUAAAGUAAAGCAGCAUCUAUUCAGUCUUUCUGUUGCUUAUUCUGUUUCUAAAAUAUGCUGCUCCUCUUUCAAAAAAGUCCUGCUUUUUAUGUCCAUGAAAGAAAAAUAUUCAAAAAUCCUGCCUUCAUUUUCACACACAGUGCUGAAGAUGCUGCAAGCACCAAAUCAUAGCUCAUAGAAUCAGGUCCUGAGAUAGUUACUGCCAGUAAGAGGAAUCCCUUGAGUGUUUGCCAUUGGUGAGCCGAUGAGCAUGGACCAUAGAAGGGCUCCAUGUGGAAGGUAAAAUUGGCAAAAACGUGACAGAUUUGAAAUGUAUCCCAUACGUACUGGUGUAGGGUAUAAUUUUUGUUUUGAUCACUUUUCAUUCUUUAAAGUACUAUUUGUUUGACCAUAAAUGUUCCAUAAUCUGUUAAGUUUCUUUAACUGUGAUUUAAUAAUAUAAACCAUCUAUUCUAAGUUAUAUGCUUCUAAACAGUCAAGCUAGCUAUAUUGACUUUUUGAAGUACUUCAGUUUCUCAAGCCACUUCAUACUUGAUGAUUUGUAGCUUAAUAUGUCAUUCAGAUUCAUUUUUUGACAAGUUAGGCGUGUACCAUUUGGAUUUUGAUACCGUGAAUUAGUGUUGGGGUGAGUCAUGUGUUCACUUUUUCUUUUUUUUUCCAUGCUGCUUUUUCUACAACUGUUGUUCCUAAAAUAUCUUAACAGCCUUUUAAUUGUAAGUUUAGCCGGUGGGAGGAAGUAGAGAAGAAAAAGGCAGUUUACUAGAAUCCCGUGAGUGUGUAGAAGGGGAGAUGAACUGGCCCUAGAGCGUCGCGUUCGAGGUAGCCUCACUCCCAGCUUGCUCCCUGCGGGGCUCCAGGCAGGCCCGGUUGUGCCGAGCAGAGUCCUUAUUUUUUCCAUUCUGUGCCUAAACUCUCAGUUCUUGGGAGGACAGAGAAUGUGACUGGGGUUCUUCUGAUUCAGUAAGAUAAACUGGACUUUCUUGGAAGUGUAAUGAUCUUGCCCAAAGGGGUCUUUUAACUUUUCCUGCCUUUUCU
Messenger RNA from Nothoprocta perdicaria, 6036 nucleotides. RefSeq names its product far upstream element binding protein 1 (gene FUBP1). The record is from RefSeq and is a predicted model, not a curated record. NCBI's taxonomy places the organism in Eukaryota, Metazoa, Chordata, Aves, Tinamiformes, Tinamidae. The transcript is spliced from 20 exons. Gene Ontology annotation, molecular function: mRNA binding. Gene Ontology annotation, cellular component: nucleus; cytoplasm. Bases 111 to 2039 code for a protein of 642 amino acids. Gene Ontology annotation, biological process: regulation of DNA-templated transcription.